AUGGCGCCCCUUCAUGUCCUUGGGUUCGGGCUUCUGCUCGUCGCGGCGACGAUGACGGUGGCUGCGGCUCAACAAGAAUGUGUCUGUGAAAACUACAAGUAUUCCACAGAAUGCUCUUUGAACCCAAGUGGUGAAUGCCAGUGUAUUUCAAUUGGUACACAAAAUAGUGUCGUUUGUUCAACAUUGGCUUCCAAAUGUUUGGUGAUGAAGGCAGAAAUGACUAACUCAAAGUCUGGGAGAAGAAAGAAACCUGAAGGGGCUCUGCAGAACAAUGAUGGCCUUUAUGACCCUGAGUGUGACGAGCAGGGGCUCUUUAAAGCCAAGCAGUGCAAUGGCACUGCCACAUGCUGGUGUGUGAACACUGCUGGGGUCAGAAGAACCGACAAGGGCACUGAAAUAACCUGUUCUGAACGAGUGAGGACCUACUGGAUCAUCAUUGAACUAAAACACAAAACAAGAGAAAAACCUUAUGAUGUUCGAAGUUUGCAGCUUGCACUUAAGGAUAUGCUCACGACACGUUAUCUGCUGGAUUCCAAUUAUAUCGAAAGUAUUCUGCUUAAAAGUGAAUCCUUGUUCCAUCCUUCUAAGCAAAUGGACUUGAAAGUAAAUGGGGAGCCACUGGAUCUGGACCCUGGUCAAACUUUAAUUUACUAUGUUGAUGAAAAAGCACCUGAAUUUUCCAUGCAGGGUCUAAAAGCUGGUGUUAUUGCUAUCAUUGUAGUUGUGACAUUAGCGAUUAUUGCUGGAAUUGUUGUGCUGGUUAUUUCCAGAAAGAAGAGAAUGGCAAAGUAUGAGAAGGCUGAGAUAAAGGAGAUGGGUGAGAUGCAUAGAGAAUUCAAUGCAUAACUACUGUAAUUUGAAGAUGAACUACAAGAAGGGAGAUUAGUAAACGGACUCAGAUUCCAAAUGUGUGCACACAGAACAAAGAGAAGAUCUUCGAGGAUUAUUGUUUCGUUAGUUAACAUCAUGUAUUUGCAGUAGUGAAGUCUAUGCUCAGAAUGUAAGCAGCGUGAAAUUGGCUUUAACCAAUCUAAAAAUUUCACCACAAGUGUCUUAUAAAUGCAGAUCUAAUAGAAAACCCAAACUUGGACUGAGUAGUUAGAAUUGUUUCUGCAUAGCGUUGAAGAAUAUGCACUAGACAUGCUUCUACGGUAGAGUUUGAAUGACUGCUAUCUCA
Molecule: messenger RNA, 1177 nt
Organism: Otolemur garnettii (small-eared galago)
Lineage: Eukaryota; Metazoa; Chordata; Mammalia; Primates; Galagidae
Gene: EPCAM
Product: epithelial cell adhesion molecule
Exons: 8
Coding region: 1-846 (281 amino acids)
Cellular component (GO): membrane; bicellular tight junction
Molecular function (GO): cadherin binding involved in cell-cell adhesion
Source: RefSeq, a predicted model, not a curated record